AUAACCGAUGUAUACAAGUCUGGUCAAAUGCGCUAGAAUGUUAUAUACAAUGAACCUGAAUAGAGGCUAAGGGGUGCCUGAGACAAGUGGCAAGGCAGGAGGUAGUGGGACUGGUUGCAGCGGUAAGAGGAAGACAGGCAAACAAUCAGCCGGAUGUGUAUGGUGUGGCAUCUCUGAGCAUCUCGCUCACUUAUCUCAAUCUGUGCCUCAGUCAUGGCAGCGGAGGAGCAGUGGUCGCAAUGUUGUGAGUGGCUAAAGCGUGUGGGCCUCAUAGGGAGUGACCACUUGCUUGCCACCAACCAGGCUAGACUCUCAGACCUGUGCAGGUUCCUGAGAGAUGGUGUUAUGUUGUGCAAGUUGCUUCACCUGCUUGAUAAGAACAGCAUUGACCUCCGCAGCAUUAACCAGCGACCCCAGAAAGCCCAGUUCCUGUGUAUGAAAAACAUCAGUAUCUUCCUUCAGACGUGUGAGCAAAAGUUUGGCAUUCAUAAAGAUGACUUGUUUGAUCCUGAAAUGUUGUUUGAGUCCCUUGACUUUAAAAAGGUCCUUCAUACACUGUCCAAGCUCAGCAUCUGCCCAAGAGCUCAACGUCUGCAUAUUCAGGGCUUCUUUGAGGAGAGAUGUCAGAAUGGCAGCGACAACGAAAUCUACGAGACUCUCUCCAGGGACAUGGCAAAUGGCCCUGCAGGGGAUGGCCAUGGCCCUGGCAUAAAGGGUCAAGAGGCAGCUGAUGACCUGACAAUAUAUUCAGCCCUCAAUUUGGAAUACCGGAGACAGAAUGCAACAAUACCUCGGCCAGAGGCACCGGACCUCUGCAGGAAACGUGACCUCUGUCUGCAGGAACUUAUUGAGACGGAGCAUAAUUAUGUGGAGGCUCUCAACAUGCUCUGCAGAAAGUUCCUUGAACCACUCCGCAGAGUGCUCAAUGAGGAACAGAUCAAGAAGAUAUUUGGGAAAAUACCCGAGCUGUACAGAAUUCACCAAGUACUGCACAAAGGUUUGAAGGAGGCCCAGAACAACAACUCUGCAGGAAAGAGCAUUGCAGAUGUCUUCCUGGAAAACCAAGAGAGGCUCAUCAUAUAUGCAGAAUACUGUGCCAGCCUUGCAUCCGCUCAGCAGGAACUUGAAGACGUGAUGAACAACAACGAAGAAGCCAAGAAUCUUAUCCAGGAGUGCCAGAAUGAGGUCAAUGAAGGACGUCACCAGCUGAAAGGAUACUUAGUGGUGCCUCUCCAGCGAAUCUUGAAGUACCACUUAUUAUUGCAGGAGCUGGAUCGCCAUAGCCAACCAUUUCCUAGCAGUGACCUGGGGGACUUGAAGAGUGCUCAUGAGGCCAUGAAGGACCUGGCUGAGUAUAUAAAUGAGGCAAAGCGGGACAGAGAGAUGCUUCAAAUAAUACAGGACCUUCAGAAUAGUAUAUUGGACAUGCCAAGCGAAAUCAAUGAUUGGCAGAAUCUUGGCAAGCUGAGGCAUGAUGGUGAGACGAAGAUUGAGCGUCAUUCUGACCCAGUAAGGAAAAGAUAUGUGUUCAUCUUUGACAAGGUGAUGGUGAUAUGCAGCAAGCAAACAAAAGAUGAGAAAUACAUCUUCAAGGAUUCUGUGAAGCUGGAGAACUGUCACAUUGAUAACUCAGUGGCAGCGGUACAGGGAGGCAGCACCAAGGGACGGCAUAACAGCUUCUUCUUGGUGGUGGAUGUAAAUAAGACAGUGUACACUAUCCUCACCAAGGACAGUGACUCCAAGGAGAGGUGGAUGAAGCAUAUCAGUGAUGCCAUAGAAUACCUCAAUCCUGCCAAGAAUCGAGAAAUGGAACACAAAUUCUCCAUAACUACCUUCUCCAAACUCACCACCAGAUGUAUGAUAUGCAGCAAGCUGCUCAAGGGCACCAUCUUUCAGGGUUACAGCUGUUCACGGUGCAAGAUGGUGGUACACAGGAGUUGUCUUGAUGGAGUGCAGCGAUGCGAGGGUCGUGCCCGCCGUGAGUCUCCCAUUCCACCAUCCCAUCCACCCAUCAUACGGAGACCUAGUGAUCCAUACCCAGGUUAUGGUAAUCUCCAACUCAUGAACUUCCCCUGGUGGGUGGAGAGGAUGACAAGAGAGGAAGCCAAAAGGCAGCUGGAACUGUUGCCAGAUGAAACAUUCCUCAUCCGCUGGUCAGAACGCCACCAGAAACUUGUGCUGUCCCUCAAAGUUAAACAUGAUGAUGUGAAGCAUAUGAGAAUCUUAAAACAUGAAGAAGCCAACAGCUUUUACCUGAGUGAAGCCCGUUACUUCCGCACUGUGGAGGCACUUGUCAAUUACUACCGGCAAAACUCCCUCUCUGAGUGUUUCUCUGACCUCUUCUCCACACUAUCCCGUCCCUUGUAUGACACUGCAGUGGUGAAGUUCCCCUACCAAGGUCCAGGGGCAAAUUACUUAUCACUGGAGCUUGAUGAUAGAGUGAUAAUCACCAGCCAUGAUGGGGAGAGCACUGGCUGGUGGAAAGGCAGGAUAGGCAACAGGGUGGGCUAUUUUCCCAAGGAGUUUGUCCAGGUAGAGAACAACUUUAAUAUGUAAGUUAUGUAUGUGUCACUUUUAUUAGUAUGAACUGCUAUAUACUGACAAAGGGUGGGUGCUAGGAGAAUGGAUUUAAGCAUUACCUUCUCCACAGAGUAAUAGAUAGGAAAAAUUACUUUGUUCUGUGAUCAUCUCUCUUCUGUUUCCAUUCCUCUUAUUCUUUUAACCUUGGAAAUUGGAUUUCACCUGUACUAUUUUGCUGAAUACUUUUUAUUAUACCAGAAUUUAUUUAUUUGAUUGUUUCAUAUAAGUAUGGUGUUCUUCAUUACAGUCACUUCCUGAAUCAUUCCUAGUCUUUAGGAAGGUUUACACAACCUGUUACGGUCUUUCCUUCAUGUUCUACCCCUGUCUGUUAGCAGGGAGAGUCUUGGGGUAGUCAGUCAGUCAUCUUGCUUAGAGAUGCAGUACUCCAGAUAUUGACGUGCCAAAAGUGUUACACAAGGACUUGUGUUUCUUGUUAAUAGUGUAGUGAGAGCCUUUUGUAGGGUGUUCUAUAUCAAGAGUUAAGAACCAUAUAGGCCUUAUGUUCUAAUGAGUGGCCUCCAGUCACUGGCCACUGUCACAGUCAUAAGUGUUCUGUGUGAGUCAUUCAAGUAUAAUGUGCUGUGAGUCACUACUUCAGUCCUCAUUACAGGGAUGAUAUGUAAGCAUAGUGCGCUGUCUUAGUGUGUCAUCUCCACACCUACAUGAUUUUGUAUGUAGUGUGAAAAUUUAAUAAUUAGGCUCUCGGGCUGUGCGAAAUGUGUGCAUAUUGUAAAGUAGCUGGAUACAAUAAGGAAGUUUGGUUUUAUAUAGUGACUUGCAUGUCAGUAGAGGAAGAAGUUGUAGUUAGACACUUGCAAUGUUUAUGCUUUUGUCAAUAAGUAUCAUCAUUUCAGGAGAUUGGUGUAGAAUUAUAAAGAAGCAUCUACACUACAUCAGCUCAAACAGUGAAUAAGAAGUCAAAUAAGGUGUACAUACAAAUAUGUAUACAUAUACAAUGGUACCUCAGGUUGCAUACUCAAUAUAUUCCAGAAGACUACUUGUAACCUAAAACAUAUUUUCACAUAAAGGUAAUAAAAAUCUUUUAUUCCACAUAAAAAAAAAUGAAAGUCAGUUAACAGUGUUUUAUGUGGAAUAUAAAUAAUUUUUGUAAUGAAUAAAGGAAAUCAUAUAAAGAUAAAUCAUUGAAAUAUAUUAAACAUGAAAGAUGAAGCAAGCAGUCAUGUAGUUUUGUCAGCUCAACAACACAUUCUGUGCCACACUCAUGUUGCUUCAAGGAUCUUUUUAGCUUCAAUGGCUGUUCUGUUCCUCUUACUAGCACCUUCCUUAGCAGCCAGCUUCUUGGGUCACAUCAUGGCUUGCAUUAAUAAAGUGAUCUUCACACAAAAAUACUAGGAACACACUGAAGAGUACUUAUGAAUGAGGAUGUGAUUGUGCAGCUGUUUCCUCUGUGAGAACAGUGUGAGCUAUAGCAAACAUGGCUAGGCAUGUACGUAUAUGUGUGUAUCUGCCACUUUGUGAAAAACAAAGCAAUUGUUUACAACUCACUUGUAACUUGAGGCAUUCUUUUACAUAUCUUUACUUAUAAUCAGAUCCAGUUAUAACCCGAGGUACCUACCACUGUAUACACACACACACACACACACACACACACACACACACACACACACACACACACACAAAGGUUGAGUAUCCUUUAUCUUAGGUUGUAAAGAUCUAGACAUUUCCCAAAUGUAAAAGCUUUCAAGAUUAAACAUGACUAGGUAAGGGAUUCUCAACCUGUGUCAGAUUUUUCAUUAACCAUUAAGAGACAUUGUUACAGUGGCAGGUCACAAACAUUUCUAGAUUUCAUGACUGUACAACGAGUUCAUUAAGGCAAUGCUCAAACACUCAUGAAGGAAAAAGUGUCAGGUGUUGUCUGACUUGUUCAUCUUUGUGGGUGCAACAAAUGUGGGAAUUGCCGAAGAAUGUGGAAUAAUAAGCACAAAACUAGAAAUUAAUGAUAAUUGUAAUCUCAUUGAAGAAAUUAUGUAUAUUAUUCUUUGAUUUCAGUAAUGUCUGUUGUUAUUUUAUAAUCUUUAUGCUUCUUACAGUGCAUGUUUACAAAUAUUUUUGUAAUCUAUAGUGUAAUUUGCUUUGAUAUUUAUCCAUAGGCCAAAUUAGUAUAUAACUAACAUUUAUGUCAAAACCCUAAGUGGUAUUUAGCUUUUAAGUUCAGGCUCACUGAGGCAUUCCAGGAUGUUGGGUAUGCUAAGUGAGGGAGCACCAGCCAAGCUUGGCUCGGGACGGGUCACCGCAUGAGCAUUUACUAAACACAAAUCUGCAUCAACCUCUGCCGUUCAGCUGCAUUCAGCAGCAUGGUCAGUAUUAUAAGUAUUUGUAUCUUUCAUAGUCUUCUUCCUGAGUCAUAGAACAAUUAGAAUGCACACACACACACACACACACACACACACACACACACACACACACACACACACACACACACACACACACACACACACACUUUUAUUUAACAUUGGUGCUGUAAUCAGAACCAGAAAAUGCAAAUAUACUGUGUUUGUACAUAAGAUUAUUGGGAGAUGUGAAAUAGAAGAAAGAAUAUUUUGCUUCAGACAGACAGAAAGAGAGGCUACAAGAUUGUUUUUAUUUUAUAAACAGUGUUAUGUUCUGUAUAAAUGUAUGAAGUGUGAUGUGGAAUAGACCUUUUACAGUUACUGUGAAGGUCAGAAGUAUAGAUGACCUCAGGUUGAGUGUUAUUCUGAUUCUCAUGUAAUGCUGUGGAUUGGAAACUUAACAAGGGUUGAUUGCAUCCUAAAUAAUACCCCAAAACUGAAUAGUGCACUAAUUAACUAGUGUAUAAUUGUACUGAGCAGUGUCUCAAUCCUCCUCUUGAGACAAAACAAUGUUAGUUAGCAUCAUAAUGAAGUUUGCUCUCACAGUUAGUGUAACCACGUUGAUUAAGCUUACUUCUUGACACUCUCUCUAUGCAAGGGGCAAUGGUGACAAGUGCUGGCAAGUGUGUGUGUAGUGAUGCUGUGCUUCCACCUCAAUGGUGCUUGGAGCAGUGCUCCUUGCAGUGACUAUUGUGAUGGAUAACAAUAAGCUAAAAUAGUAAGUGACUCCAUCACUUGCUUUUUGUAUAUGCUAACAAUAAGCUAACCUGUGACAAGUGAUUCUCUCUUCACUCUGCUGUGUAUAGUUAAUGGUUUAAGAGGUAGUUUUCUCAACUGUAAGUAGUGUAUUUUUCUUUAAUGCUGUGAGAGGCAUCUAAAGAUACACAGACACUGCCACUCUACCCAAGCCAACCUUUUUUUUUUUUAUCCACACUUCAGUAAGGCUCUUGCUCCAUGUGCCCAGAUACUAGCUCAAAAGUAGCAUCACUAUGUUAGAAAGUGUGGUAAGAAAUAGCUCUGAAGUAAGUAGAUUUUGUAGUGAAGCUGUAUUUGGGAACCAAAUCUAAUGUAAUGGGAGGGGGGAGGGUUGCUACACUAGUGAAAACAUGGACAAUAAUGUUAGAUACAUUUGCUCACAUCUGUAAGAUUCCAAAAAUCACAUUCUGCUGGGUUUUGGUGCAUGUGUGUAAGGAACUAGCCUCUCCUUUUAAAGUAUCUAGAAUGAGAUGGUUUAACAGUGAUUUCAGUGGUGCUCAAUUAGAUAGUUGUAUAAUAAUUUUUUGCUGGCAAAAUUGUCUCUUGCCUCCACCUCAUUGGUAGAGCGUAUUGCUCACAUUAGUUGCUUGCUAAUUGAUUGAUUGUGAUUGUAAAGCAGACUGGUUCAACCAGUUCUGUUGUAGACCGAUAGACACAAUGCAUGGUUAUUUUCUUUACCUCAGCUUUAUCAUAAACUUCUUCAUUUCACAUUGAUGGAGAAGCUUAUUACACACUAAUGAUGUUCCUUUGAUUAGUGUCCACAUCUUAAGUGUGGAAAUAUUGGGUUCAUCAUUUUAGAAUAAUAUGUUUUAGGUGUUGAGGCCUGACAGUUGAGAAUGGGUCUUAGUCAUAGAGAAUGUGUCAGGGUGUAUUAGUGCAGGAAAUUUUUUUCUUGGCCAUGUUGGCAUCAUAUAAAAUGUUUUUAAUUUUUACUGUGAUGUGAUACAUAAUUUCCUUAAAGUAAUGAAUAGGAAAUAAAUUUGUUCUUGCAGUUCUCCAGGUUGUUGUGACAAAUGUUUUUCAGUGCAUUAUUCCACACACUAGCCACUAGCUAAAGAAAAAAAAAAUUGUCAAGUUUUUCACAGUGGAACCAAGCAAGUGCUUUAGUCUGCUUCACAAUGCCACUUCACAUGUGACAUGAGCUCUAAACUCUAUCGACCAGCUGGAAGUGAGACACUGAGCUCAUUUUGCCAGAUUAAAGGAAUUAAGAAGAAAUUACAGGAGCUUUUCAGAAGUGAAGUAAACUGGUGAGUUGAAGGGCAUUACUGCCAUUCUGGGCAGAUAUAUUAUUAUUAUUACUAUUAUUAUUAUUAUUAUUAUUAUAGUAUGAGAGAGAGAGAGAGAGAGAGAGAGAGAGUUGCAAGAGGUGUGAAAAGAUGACCUCUUGCUGCUGUCUUGUACCCUGUAGAUACUUUUCCAGGUUUCAGGGUUGCCAGUCUCCUUCAUCACACAGUUUAUGUACAAACACUGUGCACAAGAAAAUUCUAUUGCAUGCAUAUAUUCCAGUCCACUAUAUUGCAUUAAUAUUUUCACUCUGUAUACUUACUGUAGUCUGUAAAAGAUUAGCCUAAAAGAUAUUUAUUUAGUUUUAAUUACAGAUGAUCAUACUAUGAUUGUGUACAUACAUAUACAUAUAUAUAUUUAGGUAUUUGUUAUUCAGUACCAUUAAGUUACCAAUGCUUGUAAAAGUGUAAUAUUGAUGAUUAAAGUAAUCAAUUCA
Portunus trituberculatus (swimming crab) is the source of this 7407-nucleotide messenger RNA. RefSeq names its product protein vav-like. Lineage: Eukaryota; Metazoa; Arthropoda; Malacostraca; Decapoda; Portunidae. The record is from RefSeq and is a predicted model, not a curated record. Gene Ontology annotation, molecular function: guanyl-nucleotide exchange factor activity; protein binding. Gene Ontology annotation, biological process: regulation of GTPase activity; intracellular signal transduction; cell migration. The transcript is spliced from 18 exons. The coding region runs from base 214 to 2556 and encodes 780 amino acids. Gene Ontology annotation, cellular component: cytoplasm.